AUGUUGCCGUUGCUGGAAGCGAACGUCAACAAAAUCAACUGGAAAAUUUACGAGAAGAACUACUAUCUUAAGCCAUGGAUGCUUCCGUUGAUGUUGAAAGAAGGCCCCGACCAACUCAACCAGAAGCUUAUUUGCGCCGACGAGGAGGCCUUCCUGAAAACGGACUGUGAGGAACUGAAGUGGUGCGACGAAGACUUGGUACAGGUACUACUUGGACCCAUAGUCAAUCGGAUAAAGAAACGUGGUCGUGAAGAUGGAAUGGAACCAAAACGAAAACGCGCCAGGUCGUUUUGA
Phytophthora nicotianae INRA-310 is the source of this 294-nucleotide messenger RNA. RefSeq lists its product as hypothetical. The coding region runs from base 1 to 294 and encodes 97 amino acids. The transcript has a single exon. Lineage: Eukaryota; Oomycota; Peronosporomycetes; Peronosporales; Peronosporaceae. The record is from RefSeq and is a predicted model, not a curated record.